This is a messenger RNA of Symbiodinium natans, 615 nucleotides long. The record is from the annotation of a GenBank genome assembly. NCBI's taxonomy places the organism in Eukaryota, Dinophyceae, Suessiales, Symbiodiniaceae.
AUGUUCGACUUCAGCUGCGCCUCCGCCUGCAACCCUCCAAACCCGUCUGCCAACACUGUCAAGGUCAGCAUGGAAGAUCUUGCCAAGCGUGUCGCAGAAGAACAGGCAGCAAAGGAGGAGGAAGAGAAGCGCAGCAAAGCACGUGAAGCAGCUGAAAAGCAGGAGGCGCUCCGCCAACAGCAAGAGAAGGAAGCCGAGGAGCGCCGUCGCAAGGAAGAAGAGGAGGCCCAGCGUGCGCGCCUGGAGGCCGAGCGUCGCGAGAAGGAAGCCAAGGAAGCCGCUGAGACGGAGGCGGCCGCUGCCGCUCAGGCUGAGAAGAAGCGCCAGGAGGAGUUGGCGCUGCACAAGAACGAAGUGAUGGCAUGGCUUAAGAAGCAAGGCUUCUCCGGCAUCAACACUGUCAAGAAGUCCUUCUUCAGCAGCACGUACCCACUGCACAAGGCCGCGGAGGUGGGCAACGCCAAGAUGGUCAAGUUGCUGUUGGAGCAGGGUGCCAACCCAGCACUGAAGAACUCGGCCGGCAAGACUGCUCAAGAGGUUGUCAUGCUGAAGAAGAAGGGCGAGUCGCACAAGGAGGUCCUGUCGCUCCUUUCGGAUGCUGCUGGCAGAGCAUGA